AUGGCCCCGUCCCGAACCGAGACGGUCGGCCUCCGCGCGGCCACUUUUGCGGUGCCCCUCAAGACCGAUGCGGGGCACAACAAGGAGAACUUGAUCGGAUACAAGUAUGAGAAAGAGGCAGAGCUGAAGGGGACAGACAAACUGCCGCCGGCGUCGUUCCCGCACUAUCUGCCCGUCUGGGACAACGAGGAGGCGAGAUAUCCUCCUCUGGAGCACUUUGAACACUAUGAUCACGGCAAGGAUGCCGACCCAGGGUUUCCAGACCUGCUCCCCAAGGGCCAGGCCGAGGUAGACGAGAUCACCCCCUUUAUCGGCUCCGAGAUCCACGGCGUGCAAUUGAGCAAGCUCUCCAAAGCUGGCAAGGACCAGUUGGCCCUCUACGUCGCCCAGCGACGAGUGGUCGCCUUCCGCGACCAAGACUUCGCCUCGCUCCCCAUCCAAGAAGCCGUCGAUUAUGUCGGCUACUUCGGUCGUCACCACAUGCACCAGACCUCUGGCGCGCCCAAGGGCUUCCCAGAAGUCCACCUGGUCUUCCGCGGCGCUGACGACCGCACCGGCGCCAAGUUCCUGGAGCAGCGCACCAAUACCAUCACAUGGCACUCGGACGUGACCUUUGAGAAGCAGCCGCCCGGCACAACGUUCCUGUAUGUGCUGGACGGCCCGUCAACCGGCGGAGACACGCUGUUCGGCGACAUGGUGCAGGCGUAUAGGCGGCUGUCGCCAGAGUUCCAGAAGAGAUUGCAUGGGCUGAGGGCCGUGCAUUCCGGCGUGGAGCAGGUGAAUGCGAGUCUGAAUGGAGGCGGGAUCGCGCGGCGAGACCCCGUUACGUCCGAGCAUCCGAUUGUGAGGACGCAUCCUGUUACGGGCGAGAAGGCGCUCUAUGUAAACCCGCAGUUCACUCGCUACAUCGUCGGGUACAAGAAGGAAGAGUCCGACUACCUCCUGAAGUUCUUGUACGACCACAUUGCUCUGUCGCAAGACCUUCAGGCCCGCAUCCGCUGGAAGGCUGGCACCGUGGUCGUGUGGGAUAACCGCCUGGCGUGCCAUUCUGCUGUAUUCGAUUGGGAAGAUGGUCAGAGGCGCCACAUCGCACGUCUCACCCCGCAGGCCGAGCCGCCUUACGAGACGCCGUUUGAGGGGUAA
Messenger RNA from Penicillium canariense, 1143 nucleotides. Its product is annotated as TauD/TfdA dioxygenase family protein. The transcript has 5 exons. NCBI's taxonomy places the organism in Eukaryota, Fungi, Ascomycota, Eurotiomycetes, Eurotiales, Aspergillaceae. Gene Ontology annotation, cellular component: cytoplasm. The record is from RefSeq and is a predicted model, not a curated record. The coding region runs from base 1 to 1143 and encodes 380 amino acids. Gene Ontology annotation, molecular function: 2-oxoglutarate-dependent dioxygenase activity.